AUGGAGCCCACGGCUACGGGACGGACCGAGAAAAGCUUCAGCUACGUUGUCAGAGUGCCCAGCAGUGAUGGGCUUGACAUAAUGAACGUUGAUGUGAAGAUCGACACUUGCUGGGUAUUUCAGGACUCAGAGGACAGUGGUGAGGAGCGGGGCCGUCCUGCGGACGAAGCAGCCGGAAGCCCAGAAGUGGAUACGGGCGCGCUCAGGAAGCAGCUGGAAUCCUCCAAGCGAAAGCUCUUGGCAACUGUGGACAAGUCCGUGAUGUCCAAGGCCGGGCUGAGGAGCAGAACCCAGGAGCUGGAGCUCUCCGGAAGACACCUCCUCCGGACGGUGGCGCCGCUGAGUGCCCGCGUGGCACAGGAAAGGAGCGCCGCUGCCCAAGCCCAGGAGAAGCUGCAAGCCUUGCUGGGGGAGCUGGCCAGCCAGGUUCUGGAGAAGGAGCGCGCGGCCCGGCGGCUGCGGGAGCGGCUGCGGCGCAAGGACGAGGCGCUGGGGCGGCAGGCGGCGGCCCUGGAGCGGGGCCGGCGGACCCAGCGGCUCCAGCUGGGUCUGUUGCGCGAGCAGGAGCGCGGCCUGCGGGAGCAAGUGCAGCGGCUGGAGCGGGACGUGCGGCGCCUCUGUCGCGCGGCUGGCCUCCUGUUGGCUGAGCUGGACGCCCCGGCCCCGGGCAGCCCCCGCCCCCGCCCCCUCGGCACGGCCGGCCUCCGGGGCGACCCCGGGGAGGCCGCGGAGCUGCGCGCCCUGCAGACGCGGGCGGAGCGUGGCGAGCGCGAGCGGGACGAGGCUGCUCGCCGGCUUCGGGAGCAGCGCGCCACGGAGCGCCGGCUCCGCGGGCAGCUGGAGGAUCUGCGCUGCUGCGUCUAUGAGCUCAAGCUGUCGGAGAUCGGCCUGCAGGGCCAGGUGGAGGACCUCGCCCAGCAAAACCAGAGCCUGCGCGAGGCGCUGGGGGCCCAGGCCCUGGGGGAGAGAGCGCGCAGUGCCGCCGCUGCUGGUCCCUGCAGCCCGCCGACUCCUGCUGAGCCUAGCUUGGAUGAACAGGCUCUUCUUCUCCUCUGUGGCUGCCCCCCGGGGCAGUACAGGGAUGGCUCACCCCUCCCCGUGGAGCUGGCCUGGAUUUUGGGGCGGAGGCUAGCAGCUGCCCAGGCCCAGGGGUCCUUUCUCCUGGUGCAGACGUCCACACUCCCUCCCUGGGGGCCAGCCAGAGACCCCUCUUCCCUGCUGCCGCUGCUCCAGGAGGCUUCUCCACAAGAAUCCCAAAUGCAACAGGUGCUGGAUGCCAGAGACAUAGGACAGCCGCGUCGGGAUCAUCACUGGGCAAGGAGCCCCAAAGCCCCCCUCUGCCAGGAGUCCCCAGAGACUUCAAGUUGGCAAUUUCCCAGGAGAGGGCCCAGAGAUCUGAAAGACCCUUGGAAAGACGGAGGAGGACCAGAGUGGAGAAUGGAAGAGCAGGGGGCGAGGCAGGCCUGGGGCAGGAAGGAGGAAGACGUCCACCGAGACGGGAGCAAGCUAAGUCAGGAAAGCCAAGUGAACCUGAACUUGCGGGGUGGCGUGCGCAUCGAGAACAGGGCUUUAGAAACCCAGGCCUCUGCCUCCUGCCCUUGGCCCAGGCCAAAUCUCCCAUUGCCUCUUCUACAGGAGGUCUCAGUGUCAACGGAGGGGCCCAAACCCCUGAGUAGGAGGGGGAGUGUGGGAGGGCUUUCAUCAGAGGAGGAGGAAGAGCACCCCACAGCCAGGGCCCGGGGUGCCCAGAGGCUGUCUCCAGCUGGCGCUCAGCUCCUUGCAGGGCAGGGCAAGGAGGAAACUCUUGUGUGGGCUGGAAAGGCUCUGCAUCUGCAAGAGGAAAGCCCUGGAGACGAAGGGCAAGAAGAGAAGGAGGAGGAGGCAUCGCCUCUAGAAGGGUCCAGUCUGGGCCAUGGGGAUGUCCCGGAGGAGCCUGGCCCCGUGGAACGUGCUGGCCAGGAUAUGUUCUUCUUAGUGGCAGAGGGAGGUCUGACACCGGCUCCCGGAUUGGCCUUUUCACCCAAGGGGACUGAAUCCACCAGUAACCCAUGGGCUCUGAGCAAAGAACCUGGCAGUUCUGAGCUCAGACUAGACGAAUUUGAAAAGGAGAUGGAAGCUUGUUUCCAGCAACUCUCCAUCCUGGAGCUUGAGGGUGGGGGGCAGUGGCCGCAAGCUUCCACGCUAGCGGGAGAGAGCAGGAACUUGCCUUGGAAAUGGCCCCGCUGCCAGGGGAAGGCUUACUCCCGGCAGGCUUUGGGAAACCAGGGCUUGGAUAUUUGUUUGGCCAGGGAAGUCAAACCCAGGGAGGUUAGUGAAGAGAUUAGACCAGGAGAGACGGAGGCCUUGGGAGCCAGCGCGGUUCUUCCUGGGACGGUACCUGAUUUGGAUGACGUGAGUCCGCGUCCAGAGGGGCCUGCUGAGCUGGGUCGGAAAUGGCCACCAAGAGCCCUUGAAAGGCAGAAGAGAAGGUUCCAGCAGCUCAUUUCUGGACUGAAAAAAGAGAGAGGCCAGGUUUUACAUGACAAUGCCAAGCUUCGGGGCGACCGAGAGAGAUGCCGUAGAAAACUGCGCAUCCUCGAAAAAGAGAGGGACAGAAAUGGGACAAAGAUCGCCAUGCUUGAACAGGAAAACAGCACACUGUUAGGGGACAUCUCUCACUUAAAGGAGGAGCUGGACCAAUGCUGGCAGGUCAUUUCCGAUCUUGAAGACUGCAAUGGGAAAAGUUACGGCAAAAUUUCUGAGCUCGAACAGGAGAAUGAGAAGCUGAAAAGUCACAUGGCCCAGCUUCACAAAACCACAUGGGAGAGCCUCAGAAAAUCCAAAGGUGUGAUGGAGCGCGUCACCCUGGGAAACCAGGAGCUCAAGGCACUGAUCUCGGAGCUCAGGGUCGGUUACAAGGAGCUGAUGAAGGGCGUAGUGCUGGGAAUAGACGACACGGUCCGGGCCUUCAGGGGGGAGAAUGCCCACCUUCUGCACAGGAUCCGCGUCCUGGAGACGGAAGUUGCGGUGGGGGCGAGCACCUCGGUGGGCCACGUGGUGAGAGCAGAGGAGGGUCUGCAGGGGGAAAGCAAGAUGCAGGGGGACAAGGGGAACGUUGUGGAAAGGGGGGUGCAGGUGACUCAGCUCUCAGGGCAACUGACCCCAAGAGCCCACGGGCUGCCCUUGGAGGAGAAAUCAGGUCCAGCUGACAGGUGGAUGGGGCCUUCCUUAGGCAUGGAGAAUUCCAGAUACGAUGUCAAUUCUGGCGCUCCAUCCUUGGUCUGGGGAGGUGCCAAAGUGUCCAGUGCUCCUCAAGGACACAUCAAUGGAGGAGUAAAAGAAGCACAUUUGGAAGAGGAGGAGGAAAGACCAGGGUGUUCUGUGGGCCCAGGGCAAGCUCCGACCACCCCAAGCAAUGGCCCCCAGCUGCGGGACCCAGAGGCGGACCCCCCCAUGGAGGACCUGAGGCUGCGCGUGGGGCAGCUCCAGCACCGGGUGCUGACCCUGCAGUGCCAACUCAGAGACCAGGCGUCUGCCCACUUCCAGCUGCAGGUGGCGCUCGGGGAAGCUGCCCACCUCCGGGACCAGCUCCAGGGUGAGCUUAAUGAGCUUCAGAAAAAGCAACACCUGGCUGAAUCUCUGCGCCCACACCUUCAGGCCGAGCUGGCUUCCCUGGUCCAGAAGUGCCAGGAGAGGAACCAUCUGACCACGUACCUACUGUAGGAGCUGUGCAGACACGGGGUGGAGGAUCGGCUGCUCUCUGAGAUGGCGCAGAGCAUGGGGGAUGACGUGGCGCUGGCCGAGUACACGGCCACCUUCCUGGCCCUGGGGCUCCCAGAGAUGACCAGCCACCAUCUGGAUGUCGAGUCUGAGAAGGCAGCUGUUGUAAGAGCUCAGAAAUACCUCCUGAAUCCCAAAAUGGACAGUAUCAUCAUCCAAAGACCUUUGUAUUCAGAGUCCUGGCCUGUUCCCGAGGCUGAAUGGCCAGCACAGACAGCUCGACUAGAUUCUCUGAAGCUUCCCCUGCCCUCGGGGCGGACGCCUGCUCCUGGAGUGUGCCUGGCUGCAGCUGCCUCAGAACCAGCACUCCCCGCACAGCGCCUGCAAGAGGAAGGUGGACCGUCCUGUCCCGUCCCCCGAGCUGAUGGCCUCCCGCCACCCUCUGAGCUCCUGAGUCCUGCUAGGAUCCUGGCUUUCCACAAAGAGCUUCGACAAAGCAUUUGCAGCAAUUCCCAGGUCAAUAAAUCACCACUGGAGUUAUAA
This is a messenger RNA of Neomonachus schauinslandi (Hawaiian monk seal), 4242 nucleotides long. RefSeq names its product chromosome 2 C4orf50 homolog (gene C2H4orf50). NCBI's taxonomy places the organism in Eukaryota, Metazoa, Chordata, Mammalia, Carnivora, Phocidae. The transcript is spliced from 10 exons. The record is from RefSeq and is a predicted model, not a curated record.